AUGAAUAAGCAAUCCGAUACAAAACCUUAUGGUAAUAAAAUAAAAAAUAAAUUCCAGGCAUUUUUUUACAAAAAUAAAUACUCCAAUGUAAAGACUGGGCAUAAUCAUCCUCACCAUGGAAAUGAAAAUUCAGAAAAUCGAAAUAAUGGGAUUGGAAAUGAAAAUGGAGUUAAUGACAAUUUCAAUGAUAUAUUCAACCAAAGUAAUAAUAAUUUUUUUUACAAAAAAAAACAUUCUGUACAAAGCCAAAUAAAUAAUAACAAAAACACAGAUACUAAUAAAAAAAUUGGAAAUAAUGAUACAAAUAAUUAUGAGACUAACACAAAUGUUAUGGGAUAUAACGAUGAACUAUAUCAGUAUGAUAAAAAGAAAGAAAGAAAUCGAACUAAUGAAAUGGCAAAGUAUUGCUUAGAUUUUAAUAAUAAUGAUAAUAAAACAAGUAUAGAACAUAUAAGUAAUUCAAAAAUAAUUCAAAAUAAUAAUCAUAGUAGAGUUGUUGUUACAAAUAGUAAUACUAAAGCAGGAUAUAACAACAACAACAAUGUUAGCCAAAGAAAUGAAUUAAAAAAUAAUAACUAUGAUGAAUAUUUUAAUUAUAUGCAUGAACCGACUAAUAAUCAAAAUGUAACAGAUAAUGGUGACACAUCAGGAAAUAGAAGUUAUGAAAAUUAUGUAAAUUAUAAUACAUCAAAAAAUGUAAAUAAAUUUUUUGAUAUAAAUGAUAAUUCAACAUGUAUAAAUAUUUCAGGACAAAAAAAAAUUAACUACUAUAAUACUAUCAAUGAUUCUAUAGAUGGGCCUAAUCGAAAUUUAGUAAAUAGAUCUGCCGUUUUAUAUGCAGAUAUAAAUGACAAAUUAGUUAGUACAAAUAGUGGUGAAAACAAUUCAAAGAAUAAUCAUAAAAAUUUACAAACUAAUGAUAAAAAGAAUGGAAUGCUACAUAUUGUAAAUGACAAUGCUAGACAAGGUAAUGAACAAACAACUGGAAAUAGAUGUCUAACUAAUCAUUUAAAUAAUCGAAGAAGUAAAAAUGGGGUCACUACAAAUGUUCAUGAAAAUUAUCGACAAAGUGAAAUUGAAUGUAACUUAGAUAAUAUAAAUAAUGUUGAUGAAGAUACUUUAAAUUCAGUAAAAGGAAGAAGACUUCAUAAUGAUCGAAGUAUAAGUGGAUGUAGUAGUCACAACAGUGUAUAUAACCUGAAAAAUGCAAACCCUAACAAUGCAUAUAAAACAAACAGCCUAACAAAGGAAGACCCAAAUAAUGUUAGAAGAAAAAAUGAUAGCUCAUACAACUUUGACGAUAUAAAUAGUAGUAAAAUUUUAAAUAAUCAAAAUGGAAAUGCAUAUAAUAUUGCUUACAUGUUUAUAUAUCAAUAUUACUACGUUUUGCAUACUAAAAAAGAAAUGAUGUAUAAUUUCUACUCGGAAAAUGCAAUACUUUUGUUAAGUUAUAAUAAUAAAAAUAUUGAAGAAGAUGAUGAAGAAGAUGAAACACGAAAUAGUAAACAAAAUCAUAGUAGUGGAAAUAGAAAAAUAGAUAAUAAUACAUUCUUUAAAUUAGAUGAUAUAAAUAUUGAAGGAAGCCAAAAAAAUGAAAAUAUGAUUAAGUUAAAAAAUAGACAAAUGAUAUCAGAAUAUUAUAAAUAUAUUGAUGUAAAUGAAUGUAUUGUUCAUAUUAAAUCUAUUGAAGUUAUUAAUUUACAUGAUGAAAUAUAUAUGUAUAUUUAUGGUAAAAUUAAUAAAAGUAAAACUUCAAAAGUUUAUCAUUUUUUUGUACAAAAUAUUCAUUUACAUAAAUAUAAUGCUUAUCAAUAUUAUGUAGAUGUAGAUUUUAUACACUACUAUAAUACAUAUGCAUAUACUCUUGAUGAUACUUUUCUUGAAUGGAAUGCCGACCCUCAACUAGCAACUUAUGAUGAUACAAAUAACGAAGACAAAAGAAAUAAAGCAAAAGGAAGACAUCCAAUAAAUGGAACACCUAUUCAUCUAUCUAAAGAAGAUAGUUUAAAUAAUCAAACUAAACAAAGUUAUAACAAAGGAAUUAGAGAUCCAUUACUAUUUCAAGGAGUUGAAAAAAAUGAACAAGGCAAAGAAUAUGGAACAGGAAAUUAUUAUGAAAAUUGUGAAGAAGAUGCAGAACAUAAUAAUAAUAGUAGUGCCAGCACAUCUAUACCAGAUGAUCAAAGAAAAUUAUUUACUGAAAAUAAUAUUAAUAAAAAUAUUGAAAAAGAAGGAAAAAAAAAUAGUAAUAAUACUUGUCUUGUUACAGUACAACAAAGUGGUGAUGAUGUUUUACUAACUAAUGAAACAAAAUAUGCAAGUAAUCAAUGUCUAAUUAAUGCUAAAGAUAAAAACAAUGCCAAUCAAAACUUAAGAAGUUAUAGUAGUGAAAUAGCCCAAGAACCUGAUGCUAAAAAUAAUACAAAACAGGUGAACACUACUAAUCCUAUAGUUAGUGGAAAUAAAUUAGAAAAUAAUAAAAAAACUCAAAAAAGUGAGCAAAAAGUAUGGAAUGUAGAAAAAGGUACAAAUGAACUUCCAAAAAUGGAAAACAUUUUAAAAGAAGAAGAAAAAAAAAAAAAUGAAAAGAAAAAAGGAAAAAAUAAUAAAGUCGAUCCAAAUAGUUGGGUAUUCAGGGUUAUGAAAAAUAACCAACCUGAUGCAACAUCUAAUAACAAUGAUUCAAAUGAUAAAGCAGUAAAUAAUAAAGAAAAUGAAGCUGGAAAAAGUAAAGGAAAAAAAAAUACAGAAAAUAAUAAGCAUGGUGAAUAUAAUAAUAUUGUAACUGAUAAUAGUGGAAGUGAUGCAAACUUAUCUGCUAGUGAAGAAGAUGAAAAGGAUGUAAAUAAUGAAAUAAAUGUUGUUGAUAAAAAAAUUAUAAUUCAUAAUAUUCACAAAAGUAUGGAUAAAAAAAAAAUAAAUGAUUGUAUUGUAGAUAGAUUGAAAGACUAUAAUGAUGGUCAUGCUGUACAAAUUGAUAUAUACCAAAGAUCAGCAAAAAAAAUGUUCCCUAAUACAUAUAAUUAUCAAAAUAAUUAUGAUAAACUUUCGGAAUAUUCUUAUGCCAUAGCUGAACUAGAUUGUCGACAAAGCCAACAAAUUUUACUUGAUGUAGGUUUAUAUUGUAAUGGAAUAAAAUUAAAUAUCGAACAUUUUAGAGAGAAAAAAAAAACAGAUAUAAAAAGAUUUAGUAAAAGGUUUAGCAAUUUUAAUACUAAUCUAGAUAUAAACAAAGGAAAAGAUUACAAAUUUAAAGGUAUGCAUUACCGAGCAUCAAUGACAACUCCUAUACCCAAAUCUACCCCUUUCAAAGGAAAGCGCGAAAAUAUUUUUGUAAAAUAA
Messenger RNA from Plasmodium vinckei vinckei, 3342 nucleotides. RefSeq names its product conserved Plasmodium protein, unknown function. The record is from RefSeq and is a predicted model, not a curated record. Bases 1 to 3342 code for a protein of 1113 amino acids. Lineage: Eukaryota; Apicomplexa; Aconoidasida; Haemosporida; Plasmodiidae. The transcript has 2 exons.